Molecule: messenger RNA, 2144 nt
Organism: Epinephelus fuscoguttatus (brown-marbled grouper)
Lineage: Eukaryota; Metazoa; Chordata; Actinopteri; Perciformes; Serranidae
Product: ephrin type-B receptor 2-like
Exons: 11
Coding region: 57-2144 (695 amino acids)
Biological process (GO): central nervous system projection neuron axonogenesis; axon guidance; protein phosphorylation
Cellular component (GO): neuron projection; membrane
Molecular function (GO): protein binding; ATP binding; transmembrane-ephrin receptor activity
Source: RefSeq, a predicted model, not a curated record
CCAAACACAGAUUGAGUAAGUCCUCGGUUGUCAAGGUCACACUAAAUGAAGUACUAAUGGAUUCAACAACAGCAACAGCAGAACUGGGCUGGACCAUCUACCCAUCACAGGGGUGGGAAGAAGUUAGUGGCUACGAUGAAAACAUGAACACCAUCCGAACAUACCAGGUGUGCAAUGUCUUUGAUAGCAACCAGAACAAUUGGGUACGCACCAAAUACAUCCGCCGCCGUGGUGCUCAGCGCAUCCAUGUCCAGAUGAAGUUCUCAGUACGUGACUGUAGUUCUAUACCCAAUGUCCCUGGCUCCUGCAAGGAGACCUUCAACCUGUAUUAUUAUGAGUCUGACUCUGACACAGCCACUAAAUCGUCUCCAGCCUGGAUGGAGAACCCCUGGGUAAAAGUGGACACUAUAGCGGCUGAUGAGAGCUUCUCUCAGGUUGAUCUUGGUGGCCGCAUCAUGAAGAUCAACGGUGAAGUCCGAAGUUUUGGACCUGUUUCACGCAAUGGCUUCUACCUUGCUUUCCAGGAUUAUGGCGCCUGCAUGUCACUCAUUGCUGUUAGAGUUUUCUACAGGAAAUGCCCCCGUGCGAUCCAGAAUGGUGCUAUCUUCCCUGAGACUCUGUCUGGAGCAGAGAGCACCUCUCUGGUGGCUGCCAGAGGGGUGUGUGUUCCCAAUGGGGAGGAAGUGGAUGUACCCAUCAAGCUGUACUGUAAUGGCGAUGGGGAGUGGAUGGUACCCAUCGGGCGCUGCAUGUGCAAAGCCGGGUACGAGGCGAAAGAGAAUGGUACAGUCUGCAGAGCUUGUAUGUCAGGCUUCUUCAAAGCUGCACAGGGAGACCACAAAUGUCUGCAGUGCCCAAUCAACAGCCGAACCACCAGCGAGGGAGCAACUAACUGUGUUUGUCGAAAUGGCUACUACCGCACUGACUCCGACCCUCCACAGAUGCCCUGUACAACUGUUCCAUCAGCUCCACAAAAUGUCAUCUCCAUAGUGAAUGAGACUUCUCUGAGGCUGGAGUGGAGCUCACCACAGGAGGGUGGUGGCCGAGAAGAUGUUGUUUACAACAUCAUAUGUAAGAGCUGUGGAAGUGGGCGGGGGGGCUGCACCCGCUGUGGAGACAAUGUGCAGUUUGUCCCACGUCAGCUGGGACUGACCGACACCCGCGUUUUAAUCAGCGAUCUCCUGGCUCACACCCAGUACACCUUUGAAAUACAAGCUGUCAACGGAGUGUCUGACCAGAGUCCUUAUUCACCACAGUAUACGUCUGUCAACAUCACCACCAACCAGGCGGCACCGUCAGCAGUGUCCAUCAUCCACCAGGUCAGCAGAGGCCCUAACAGCAUCACCCUGUCCUGGUCCCAACCUGAUCAGCCCAAUGGAGUGAUCCUGGACUAUGAACUGCAGUACUAUGAGAAGAACCAGGCAGAGUGGAACUCAUCUCUAACGAGGAGUCAGACCAACACUGCAGUUAUACGAGGCUUGAAGUCUGGAACUAUCUACGUCUUUGAGGUUCGGGCACGGACUGUUGCUGGAUUUGGACGCUUCAGUGGCAAAAUGUACUUCCAAACUAUGACUGAAGAUGAAUAUAACUCCAGUAUCCAGGAGAAGCUCCCUCUCAUCAUCGGUUCCACUGCUGCAGGGAUAGUCUUCAUCAUUGCCAUCACUGUCCUCAUAAUUGUUUGCCGCAGCAGGAGAAGUUCUGACAGAACGGAAUCAGAGUACACAGACAAACUCCAACAUUACACCAGUGGUCACAUGUCACCAGGAAUGAAGAUCUACAUUGAUCCCUUCACAUAUGAAGACCCUAAUGAAGCAGUCAGAGAGUUUGCCAAGGAGAUUGAUAUUUCCUGUGUCAAGAUUGAACAAGUUAUUGGUGCAGGUGAGUUUGGGGAGGUGUGCAGCGGAAACCUGCGGCUGCCUGGGAAAAGAGAGAUCCUGGUGGCUAUCAAGACGCUGAAGGCAGGCUACACUGAACGCCAGAGGCGGGACUUUCUGAGCGAAGCAUCCAUCAUGGGUCAGUUUGACCACCCCAACAUCAUCCAUCUGGAGGGGGUAGUGACCAAAAGCAGCCCUGUGAUGAUCAUCACUGAGUUCAUGGAGAACGGCUCCCUCGACUCCUUCCUCAGGGUAAAGAAGACACACUAA